AUGCCCAGUUCGUACAAUGAGCCGAAAGAGUCUACAGACGCUGCUCGUCUCAUCUAUCCUACCACCGAGGAAUCGGCCGCCGCUCUUUACAACGCACAGAAUAUCACUUCAGCUCUCGAAGCUCUGCACCAAGAUGGAUUCGUCGUGUUGAAGUCCGUGGUUAAUGUUUCGCAUAUUCACAAGAUUAAUGAGUAUAUGAGAGUAGAAGCAGAUGAUUUGCUCCAGCGCAACGCAAAGCCUUUCAACCAAGGCGUGAACUCAAACAUUCUUCAGGGACCGCCUGUCGCAGAUUCGCAGUAUUUGUUUAACGAUGUCUUUUUCAAUCCUUUCGUCAUUCAAAUCAUGAAUGCGUCAAGUUAUCUGGGUGCUAAUCCAAUCUGGAAUUUCAUGACGGGGAAUAACGCUAUACCGAGGACGUAUGGCCUUCGUCAGCCUGUCCACAAAGAUAUCACCUUCUUCCAUCCGCAGUGCCCUUUCUAUGUAAUCGCAAACAUCCCUCUUUGCCCUUUCAACAGGACAACGGGGUCCACUGAAUUCUGGCUUGGUUCUCAUGCCUCUACUUCUGGUCAAGAUCAGCAGGUUACUACGACUGAAAGCACGCUCGCAAACGCAAAUCUCCGAGUAGGAGAACCGAUGACAUUUCUACGCGAUGAUGUGCGGGAGGAAAGAAGGCAGAUCAGACCUCCACUUCAGCCUGCUUGUGAGGAGGGAGACAUUAUGCUAAGAGACUUGAGAACGUGGCAUGCGGGUAUGCCAAACGAGAGUGAUAGUUACCGGAUUAUGCUAGCGUUAGGUUACCAGGCGCAAUGGUACCCAAAUCAUACUCUGCGCUCCAAACUGCCAUUGUCACAAGGCAACUUUUUCAUGAGCCAUGGAGGGCAGCCUAUAGAAGUUCGAGCUGAUCUUUUGCCCGAAGGUAAUGAUUUUGGAGUUCUCAACGAUGUCUUCGAAUUUCGUCCCAGUGUUCCAUAG
This is a messenger RNA of Glarea lozoyensis ATCC 20868, 972 nucleotides long. Its product is annotated as Clavaminate synthase-like protein. NCBI's taxonomy places the organism in Eukaryota, Fungi, Ascomycota, Leotiomycetes, Helotiales, Helotiaceae. The transcript has 5 exons. The record is from RefSeq and is a predicted model, not a curated record. Bases 1 to 972 code for a protein of 323 amino acids.